UUGGCAUCUUCUCGCCUCCCUGGUGGACCCUGCAUCGAAGGUGCCACAGGUGAUAUGUCUGAAGAAGAUGUAACGGAGGUAGACAGAGAAAUGCUCAUGAUGCCGCUCAAAUCCAGGAAACAGAUAUAUUCAUCAGCAAUCCGACAGCGUCAUCGUGUUGCUAUGAGACCUAUUGCUCGUCGAUCCGAGAUUAUCAUUCCACAGCAGCUUACUUGGCUUAAAAAGGUUUACACUAUGCUGGCUGAUGAAUCUUAUGUUAUACCACGAUAUGAUGCUCAUAUAGCAGUUCUUGCGAUUGAAAGCUUGUACAUGUUCAUCAUCGAGUCCUACCAAGAAGAUCGUUAUGGUGUAGUUUUGAAAGACCUCGCGAACAUCAUUGGGAAGUUUGUGCAGUUGAUUCAGACCAUUGACAAGUUCUUCCGAUUGAAGGCGAAUCAAACUGUCACCACGUGUUCUGACGCCACAGUACGUCAGAUCGACGCGGCGCUUCAGGCAGGUUUGUUGCGUAUCAACGGGAAGUUUGGGACCCAUCUUAGUGCUUUAAACCUUACCCGUGAACAACUCCAAACUAUUAAGAUGGUCUGUCAGUCGGAUAUAUAA
Strongylus vulgaris is the source of this 600-nucleotide messenger RNA. The record is from the annotation of a GenBank genome assembly. NCBI's taxonomy places the organism in Eukaryota, Metazoa, Nematoda, Chromadorea, Rhabditida, Strongylidae.